GAAAGUCGGGGCCUCUCGGGGAUCAGUUCCGCGAGUGAGUUCAUUUAGCCAAACGACUGAAUCAGGGUGAGCUCGUUUGCUUCGUUUUUGAAGUUGGAAAGACAAACGAAAGUUAUCUUUAAGUCGAGGUUGUAAAAGUUUCAUGGGGUCGUCGGCGGCCGGUUCCGGCCGAGACGGGCCGAUACGGCAGAGUUGAGCUCCGGUGUGGCUGGUGCAUUUAUCGACCUGCUGUGGUCAACUCUUUUGUCUUUCAUUUUGAAUCGCGUCCGGACAGAUUCAUCGAGCCACCCACUGCCAAUCUCUCUCUUUCUCUCUCUCUUCUUGCUUGACCAUCACCCACUACCACCACCACUCUCUGCUUCCACCGUCCGAUGUGAUUCCUAUUCUCUCUCUAGCUCUCUCUUGUCGGCGAUGGAGCCUCGUUUUCAGGCUCACCGGAGUCAUUGAAGGAGUUAUCUGCUCCCGUUGGUUUCUUGGCCUCUUCAGUUGGAAAAAGGAAGAAGAGAGAUAGAAGUGGAGCUUUCUGUUUCGAGUGACUGAAGAUUUCAGCAGUGGCAGUAUCUGCCCCCGUUGGUUUCUCUGCCUCUUCAGUUGGAAAAAGAAAGAAGAGAGAAAGAAGUGGAACUUUCUGUUUCGAGUGAUUGAAGAUUGCAGCAGUGGCAGUGAACGACUGGACUCGAUUGAGAGGCAGGCGGUCGGUCUCUUAUUAUGAUCGCCUGUGGGGUUGUUGGUUUUAGUUUUCACGCUUCUGCUGCUGCUGCUGAUCAGAAAUUGAGAGCCAGAGUAAUUUCAGCAAUGGCAGCACUUCCAAAAGAUCACCCAACCAGCACGCUCUGCGGCAUUUAAGACUCCCCUCUCCUUGCAUUUAAGUGCAUCCCUCCCCGUCUGCUUUACUUCUGUGUCUUUCUAUUGCAGCACAGGCUAUCUUUUUAUGUGCUCAUUCUGCCACCUUCUUGGGAACCGCUGAGAGCAAUCAAUUUGCCAGCACACACACGCAGAAUGUUCAAUAGUCUCUAAGAAAAUGUGUGUAGAGAGAGCCUUUGACCACCAGCAAAGUUUCCCCUUGCGGCAGCCUGAGAUAAAAUGGCAGAAUGUACUCAAUACCCAAAUACCAUGUAUUUUCUGGGCUCUGAAGUUACAGGGCCAUAAAUUGAGAUACUAACAGCAGCAACUACAAUUGAAGAAGAAGAAGAAGAGAAUCCUGCUUGGACACGGUAGUUCAUCGAUUCAACCGUUUCACCAAGUUGGCAAUCAUGCAUAGGCUAGCGUGUUGCCGUAAAGACCGGGAGCUCAGUAUGGAUUUCGAGGAACAAGAGAGGAUCAUGAGAUACGAUGGUCUUGAAAGUUGCAUACAUGAUAACUGUGCUUUUGAGAACGAGAGCAGCAGCACAUUGGCAGAAUUUUGUUCUGCAGAUUCGUUAGAGGAAGAUGCCUCAAGCGCUUCAUCAAGCAAAGAGGGCUCUGCAUCUUUCUCUUUCCCAUUGCUGCCGACCAAAGAGGAAGCAAAACAGAGUAGAGAAUGUGAUCCGCUUAACAGCCAACGAUUCUUGGUCACAGAAAAGCCAUCUUACACCUUGCAGUUGGAUGAUAUUAUUGCAAUGAAGGAGAGGUUUUCAAAGCUUCUUCUUGGUGAAGACAUGUCUGGUGGGUGCAAAGGGCUGAGCACUGCACUUGCCUUGUCAAAUGCAAUAACCAAUCUUGCAGCAUCUGUCUUUGGAGAAUUAUGGAAAUUAGAGCCAUUAUCAGAAUGUCGCAGAGGAAAGUGGCAAAAGGAAAUGGACUGGUUGCUUUCUCCUGCUAAUUACAUGGUUGAGCUAGUUCCUGCCAAGCAACAUGAGCCAAAUGGGCGAUGUUUGGAGAUAAUGACACCCAGAGUCCGCUGUGACAUUCAAAUGAAUCUUCCAGCACUUAAGAAGCUUGAUGUCAUGCUUAUAGAAAUGCUGGAUUCAAUGGUGGACACUGAGUUCUGGUAUGCAGAAGGAGGCAGCAGAGCAGAAGGAAGAAGCAAACCCAUCAGACAAGGCAAGAAAUGGUGGCUUCCGGUUCCUCGGGUCCCUUUGGCUGGCCUUUCAGCUGAUGCAAGAAAAAGGUUGGUCCUGCAGUCAGAGGCCACACGCCAAGUGCUAAAAGCUGUUAGGUCUAUAAAUGAUCAAGUUCUAGCAGAGAUUCCAAUUCCUCAAGCUAUUCAAGAUACUUUCCCUAAGACAAUGAAAGCAUGUCUGGGCGAAUCUCUAUACAAAACCUUAAGCAUGAAGUCAGGAUCUACAGAACAAAUUGUGCAGUCAAUUGACUUGACAUCAGAAGAUGAAGCCUUAGAUGUUACGAAGAAACUACAGAUGGCUAUGCUCGUAGGGAAAGAAAUGUUCACAGAAAACUUAUGCGGGAAGGAGAUGGUUCGAAAUUCAUGGGCAUUUGUGAAAGAUCACGAGCACGAACUGGACAAGACAAUGGGCUGCUUGCAGCAAGCUGAAGCCCUUUUACUACAACUCAGACUUAAAUUUCCAAGUCUUCCACAGACAUAUCUUGACAUCAUCAGGGUCCGAUUCAACAAGGAUGUUGGAUAUGCAAUUCUGGAGGCCUAUUCUAGAGUCCUUGGCAACCUGGCAUACAGCAUUCUCUCAAGAAUUAGAGAUGUCUUGCAGGAAGAUGAGAUGACCAGGAGUUACCUUGAGAAACCGCACAAUCCAAUCACCGUAAUUGGAUGUCAUAAAUUGGCGGAAGUAGAUGGAAAACAAAUUUCUGCUACUCGUGAAGGUUGUUCACAAACAUGCUCAAAACGAUUGUCUGGAGCUACUUGUCUAAUUGACGAUGGAAAUAAACCUGUCGAGGUGAACUCUGCUGGGAGUGGAACGAAAACGGGUGCAAUGACAGUGGCAACUGGAAGAGGAAGUGCUUGUUGCUAUGGCAGAGAAAGCUCUAGCACUGUCACCCCUUUGAUUUCCCCUUGACUAGUCUUCUUCCUCAAAUUUAUUUAAAUGAAACAGGGAGGUUGGCACUUGUAAGCAUCGUCAGCUUCAGCUUAUUUCUUGGGACUAGGUCGUCAACCAUGCUCAAUGUCCCUGAGAGAAAGUUGUCUACUUGCUCGUAGCUAUCCUCUUUGUGUAUAAUAUCCUUCUCGAAUAGUAGGUUCCCCACUAAAAUGUAAUCCACUGUAUGACAAAUAUAAGGUACUUAUGGAAUCCAAAGCUUCACUAAUUAUGUACAUACGGAACAUGGAAAAAUAUAUGCCAUUGCUGCUUAGGAAUGAUUAGGUACUUUCGAUACAAUAUGGUCGGAAAGAAUUUCUGUUGUUCUCUGAA
This is a messenger RNA of Nymphaea colorata (pocket water lily), 3299 nucleotides long. RefSeq names its product rop guanine nucleotide exchange factor 14. The transcript has 10 exons. Gene Ontology annotation, molecular function: guanyl-nucleotide exchange factor activity. NCBI's taxonomy places the organism in Eukaryota, Viridiplantae, Streptophyta, Magnoliopsida, Nymphaeales, Nymphaeaceae. The record is from RefSeq and is a predicted model, not a curated record. Bases 1254 to 2948 code for a protein of 564 amino acids.